Messenger RNA from Naumovozyma castellii, 2043 nucleotides. It is a transcript of the gene SKT5, whose product is annotated as Skt5p. The record is from RefSeq and is a predicted model, not a curated record. The transcript has a single exon. The coding region runs from base 1 to 2043 and encodes 680 amino acids. NCBI's taxonomy places the organism in Eukaryota, Fungi, Ascomycota, Saccharomycetes, Saccharomycetales, Saccharomycetaceae.
AUGACCGACAACGUGCAUCCAUACAAGAGGCAUCUGAUCCAAGAACAGCAUAUUCCCUACGGGAUGAACAAUAACUCAGUUCCUAAUCUUAGUCGGGGGAAUACUGAGACUUUUGAAUAUCAGGGCUCCCCAGACCAAAGUUACACAAGAGUUAAAAAUAGCACAGAGAGAAGAUCUGUCUCUCCUAUACGAACAGCAAAGUCCGUCCCACCACCCUCUUUGAACCCUGAUGAGAAGCAGACUAAAAAUGAUCCUCUCUCUGAAAAGCAACCACCACCAAUAAAUCCCUAUGGCGGUCAUUCCAAGCAAGGUUCUGUGACUUCGUCGCAGGAUUCCGCGGUAGAAAAUGGCCAAGCUAACAAUUCCACCACCUCAUUAAACUCUAAUAUGGCUCACAAGAUUAGGUCACGUUCUGUGGAUCUUUCACAUAUGUAUUUACUUAAUAGCGGUGCUGACACUCAAUUAACAUCUACUAAUGAAUCCGUAGCUGAUAUAUCACAUCAAAUGAUUAGCCGCUAUCUAGGUGAUGCCAAUAAUUCAUCGUUAGUCCCAAGAUUGAAGACUAUUGAAAUGUACCGACAAAACGUGAAGAAGUCCAAAGACCCAAAUGUUUUAUUCCAAUACGCUCAGUACAUGUUACAAACUGCAUUAACCAUUGAAUCAUCUAGCGCCUUAGUAUCUGAUAGUGGUGAUGGGAAGAAGGAGGAUAUAACACAAAGUGAUUUGAAGAAACAAUUCUUGAAAGAGGCUCAACAUUAUCUAAAGAAGUUAAGCGUUAAAGGUUAUUCUGAUGCUCAAUAUUUAUUGGCUGAUGGUUACGCAUCCGGUGCCUUUGGUAGGAUUGAAAAUAAAGAAGCAUUCAGUUUAUUUCAAGCAGCAGCAAAACAUGGUCACAUUGAAAGUGCAUAUAGGACGGCUCAUUGUUUUGAAGAAGGUUUGGGAACAGCAAGAGAUUCUCGUAAGGCUUUGAAUUUCCUGAAAUUUGCUGCUAGUAGAAAUCAUCCGUCAGCAAUGUAUAAAUUAGGAUUAUAUUCUUUCUAUGGGAGAAUGGGGUUACCAACGGAUGUAAGCACAAAACAGAAUGGUAUCAAAUGGCUAUCAAGAGCCGCGGCAAGAGCUAAUGAACUUACAUGCGCCGCUCCUUAUGAACUUGCAAAGAUUUAUCAGCAGGGGUUCUUGGAUAUAAUUAUCCCAGAUGAAAAAUAUGCGAUGGAAUUAUAUAUACAGGCAGCUACUUUGGGGCACGCUCCCUCAGCAACAUUGUUGGGGCAAAUUUAUGAAACUGGUAAUGAAGUUGUAGCACAAGAUACUAGUCUUUCUGUACAUUAUUACACACAGGCGGCUACACAAGGCGGUGAUCCCACGGCAAUGUUAGGUUUAUGUGCUUGGUAUUUAUUAGGUGCCGAACCUGCCUUUGAAAAAGAUGAAAAUGAAGCAUUUCAAUGGGCUCUUAAAGCUGCUAAUAUAGGUCUACCAAAGGCCCAAUUUACGUUAGGGUAUUUCUUUGAACAUGGGAAAGGCUGUGAAGCAAACGCUACUAGUGCCUGGAAAUGGUAUGAAAGAGCUGCAAAGAAUAAAGACACACGUGCCAUGAAUAAAAUGGCCUCAAGGGAAGGAGUGACAAAGACUGCAACAACAGCAAAAAAUGAUAAGCGUACUAAACAUAAAAAAUCCAAAAGUGUUAACACUUUAAACCUUUUUGCAGGUUUUGAUGAAAGUCCUAAAGUUAAUAAUGAAUCGAAUAUUACAAACGACGAAGAAGUCAAUAAUAAUGUGUACCAACAGCCAUUAAAUGUUUCUAUGUCUGUAUCACAAAGCAUGCUUGAUGACUCUGAAGGGGAUACUACAGCAAAUAAAGGUAUGAAUACAGAUUCAUUUUUAAACAUUGAUGGUCCUAAUAGAGCGGUGCCUGUUGAUGCCACACCACAAUUGAGGUCAUCAACACCUCCAAAUCUGAAAUCCUCGAGAAGCGUUAUGAAGUUUGGUGGUAAGAAGAAAGACAAGAGUAAAUCUAAAGAGAAGAAAGAUUGCAUAAUCAUGUAA